UUAAAGGAACAUUGGUUAAUCAGCUGAAAGCUAUUCUUUCUACAAGAUUACAUUGAGACUGGUAAUUUAUUUUAAUCAAUUCAGCACUUAAAACGUAACCUUGUUUUAAAUUCAUGUUACUUGGGGUUAGAAUAAAGACGCGCCAUCAUAUGUUUCUGGCACUAUUGUCCAGCCUUUCUUGAGCACUAAUUAAUUUUUACAGCGUCUCUAUUCAUUCUCCAGCAGCACCGUGCCAAGGAAAAAGUGCAAAGUGCGAAAGCACCUUUUUUUGUAAAUAUUGCUAAAGCUGGAACGCUUCUUGGGCACAUGCAAGGAAAAAUUACCGUUAUAAUUAAACGCGCGGCUUUGUUCGCCGUUGAUCUCUCCGAAUUUCUUUGUACUGGUCUCUAUUUAUUAGCUAGCAAUGGGUAAUCUAUUAAGAGAGCGUACGUGUCCUAAUGGGCUCCCUUUCAAUUAUGUGAAUGGACGUAAACAGUCCCCAGUACAAGAUCUGGACUACCCAGAACUAUUUAAUCUCCACGACGGAACCAGUAUUAAGUCAUACACACAUGCCUCCCAGGCAUGUAACCUGCUGGCUUAGGGCCUUUGCGUUAUUCUGAUCCAGCCGCCAUUUCCAUAUUGAAUAUAUCGAAACAUUUUAAGAUUCAUAGUUUAACCUCAAACUUAACUGCACGGUCUAAUUGUAUACUCAUAAAUCAAGUUAUUAAUCUCAGUUGAAAUGGAGGACCUGUUUUUUGAUCUUGACCAAGACAACGCGGCAGAUUUCGCCUUCUGGGGACAAAUGGACCCCAAUUUCCAGUUUCAGUCCCAGCUGGACAGUUUGCUGUUUGACUGCACGACGGGGACCGAGCAGCUGUCCCCUUGGUCCGGCUUCGGCGGCUCCCAGUCGGUGUUCCCUGAUGCACAGCUGACCUUCGCCGACUUGGACUCGCACUCCCCACAGCUGGGAGCCGGUGCUGAAGCGGACAGCUCCCCUGCGGACGAGCCCCACGAGGUCGCCCGGCGCAGGCAGCAUCGCGCGGCGCCGCACCACCCAUACAAGGUGCAGCGACAUGCAGCCAACAUCCGAGAGCGGAAGAGGAUGCUGAACAUCAACUCAGCAUUCGAGGAACUCCGGUGCCAUGUGCCAACCUUCCCGUACGAGAAACGUCUCUCCAAGAUAGACACUCUGAGACUGGCCAUCGCCUACAUCGCCCUGCUGAGAGAGAUACUCCUGUCCGGAUGCGAUCCCAAGUCAUACGUGGACGAAUUAAUGAAGAACGGGUACAAAAAUCAAACCAAUGCUGUAUGGAACACAAGUGAUCUGACUGCCCGACUCUCCUGGAUAAAGUGGGAUUAGCAGACCAUGGCAGGCUGGAGGACAGCAAUGCUGGCAGUUGCAUCCCCGACCACCUUGCGAGAUUCCGUGGGGCCAGGCUGUCACCUGCAAGCUUCCCAGAGUGCGGUACCUCAAUGACUGUUUAAAUUUAAAUCCAAUCCUCAUUUGUGUCAUACCUGGUCUGAAAAGUCUUUCCCGCACUAUGUGUUAUUUGUUUGAGGAUGGUGUUGAGCUUCAGUCGCUUAACUGCAGAUCUGCGUGCACUUUGUCACCUGACUAAGGUGUAGUAUUUAUUUGUACAGGUAUAUUUAGGAUUUUUUUUUAUGAAAA
Brienomyrus brachyistius is the source of this 1648-nucleotide messenger RNA. RefSeq names its product transcription factor 21. Bases 719 to 1339 code for a protein of 206 amino acids. The transcript is spliced from 2 exons. Gene Ontology annotation, biological process: developmental process; regulation of transcription by RNA polymerase II. Lineage: Eukaryota; Metazoa; Chordata; Actinopteri; Osteoglossiformes; Mormyridae. The record is from RefSeq and is a predicted model, not a curated record. Gene Ontology annotation, molecular function: RNA polymerase II transcription regulatory region sequence-specific DNA binding; DNA-binding transcription factor activity, RNA polymerase II-specific; protein dimerization activity.